Drosophila bipectinata is the source of this 1260-nucleotide messenger RNA. RefSeq lists its product as uncharacterized. NCBI's taxonomy places the organism in Eukaryota, Metazoa, Arthropoda, Insecta, Diptera, Drosophilidae. The record is from RefSeq and is a predicted model, not a curated record.
CAACCCUACGAGUCCACAACCCUAUAGUCCACUACAGUCAACAACUACUGCAUUUUUUCAUUUAGUAAACAAAAAUGGACUUUAUUGACGAUUUCAUAGAAGAAUAUAAGUGCAAUCCGUGCCUUUGGAAGGCAGACUCUGCUGAUUUCAGGAACCGCAGCCGGCGGCAGGAGGCUUACAUGAAGCUAAUCGAGGUGGCCACUAAGCAUGGGGAAAUGUACAAUGUUGAACGAACAAAGCAAAAGAUAAACAAUCUUCGAUGUGCAUUUCGUCAUCAAUUGAGGAAAUAUAACGAGGUUAAGAAGAAAGGAGAGAAAUACGAACCAUACUGCCCAAAACGCCGCUACUUUGAGUCUUUGAUGUUCCUCAAGGACGAGGAAAGCCCCGAUAAGAAGUGCAAGCGCGACGAAAACGCGGGACAACAGCAAAAUUGUUCAGAGAUCGCGGUUCAACUGAUUCAGGCGGAGAACUGCGACGAGUUCUCUGAUGCGGAGAGCCUGCCAAAGCCGCCCAACAAGGCCGACACCAGCAAACUGUCGCCAAAUAGCAGCGCGAACGAGUUUUGUGCCAAUAUUUUCGAGGAGGCCGCAGCAGCUGACCCCGUUAUCAGUAUUAAAACUGUCAACGCCAAUAAUCACACAUCGAGCUCGGGAGGCGCUACUAUCAAGGAGGUGGAAAUCGUGGUGCCAGCCGACAGUAGGAUCAUAUCCGAGAGGAGAAAAUCGCUUCCCGAAUCCGCAAAAACGAUUGAUGCUGAACAUUUCAAACGCAUCAUUGCCCACCCGAAACAAGUACACAUAGAAAGUCAGAGUCUGAAUCAAAACCAAAUCCAGACCCAGAAUGCCAUCAAUCGAAAGCGCUCCUCGUCGGUGUCCUCGCAAGUCUCCGAGGAAAAUGAAGUACCGGCCGGCAAAAUCCGGGCUGACAUAUCUAACAUAGACUUCGAACGAUUGUUUUCCCUGGCUCUGAAAAGCGCAGACAGCCAGCUGGACGACCACUUCUCAAAUUUUGGGAAAAUAAUUGCUCACAAGCUGCGUUCUAUGGAUGCCACCCAAGCAAUAUAUGCGGAGAAGAUAAUCGCCGAUGUACUGUACCAGGGACAAAUGAAAAUGCUCUCCACACUGAGUAUACACCAGUUUUUGGGCGUGGAUAAUUCGACGGUCUAUCUGGAAAGUCAUAGUAAAUGAUGUCCCCCUAUAAAAUCGUACUUGUAGAGUUUAUAUAAUAAUAAGAUGUAAAAUACAUGAAUAUGUAUAAAGA